Messenger RNA from Syngnathus acus (greater pipefish), 2129 nucleotides. RefSeq lists its product as uncharacterized. The record is from RefSeq and is a predicted model, not a curated record. The transcript has 5 exons. The coding region runs from base 23 to 2068 and encodes 681 amino acids. Gene Ontology annotation, biological process: protein homooligomerization. Gene Ontology annotation, molecular function: protein binding. NCBI's taxonomy places the organism in Eukaryota, Metazoa, Chordata, Actinopteri, Syngnathiformes, Syngnathidae.
CGCUUGGCACGCAAACCGCAAUAUGGAGAGACCGCCUGACAGCGGAGGCUGCACGGAGAUCACGGGCUGGGAAGACGAAAUCCAGGAGGUGCGCAUCACCGGCGAGGAGGGCUGGGAGUCACCGUUGGUCCUCACUCCAAGCGCGGACCGCAGCUCCCCAGUUGCGCCCGACUCUCACCCGAGCACUCCGGACGGCACCCGGUUGAGCGACAACACGCGCUUGGCAACACGCUAUGCCGUGCGCAUCUUCAGGGAAUACCUGCGCGACAGGGCGCGCAGUCCGGACUUUGAAAGCCUGGACAAGGCGGAACUGUGCGCGCUGCUGCGCUCCUUCUACGCGGAAGCGCGCUCCAAAAGCGGCCAGUUGUACAGCAAGUCGUCUCUCGUCAGCAUCCGGAGCUCGCUCAACCGCUACCUGAACGAGCCGCCCCAUUGCCGCACGCUGGACCUCACCAAGGACCCGGAGCUGCGCGGGGCCAACCUCACCUUGGCGGCGGUCAUCCGGCGGCUGGAGGAGCGGGGCGGCGGGCCGGUGGUGCAGAAGCAGGCCAUCGCGCGCUCGGACCUGUGCCGCCUCUACGAGUCAUCCAUGUUCGACGCGUCCACGCCGCCGGGGUUGCUCAACAAAGUUUGGUUCGAGACCUGCAUGUACUUCAGCACUAGAGGACGCGAGAAGCAGCGCGAGCUCCGCGAGGACUCGUUCGCGCUGGCCACCGACCAGCAAGGCCGGAAGUUCGUCUACUUCCGAGACACGCGCGGGAGUCGGAAAACGACCACCAAGGACGACGUCACUUUUCGGCCGCGCAUGUACGAGACGCGCACGGCGUUGUGCCCUUACGCCAGCUUCGUGCGCUACCUGUCCAAGCGCAACCCCCUGUGCCGAGCUUUCUUCCAGCGGCCACGCGAUGCCUGCAGCCCGGCCGACGGCACCUGGUUCGAAAACAAGGCCGUCGGGAAGAACCUUCUGGGCACACGCAUGCAGAUGCUGUCGCGCGCCGCCAAACUGUCCAGGACGUACACUAACCACUCCAUCGGCGCCGUCUCCAUAGCAACGCUCGACAGCAUCGUGGGCGGUGCUGUGGCGACAGACGACACAGGCGGCAGCGAGCGUUUUCUGGUUGCUGUGGCAACGCAACGCGCUACCACGGGUGCUCAGAUCGGAGGUCUUUCUUCUCCUCACCUCAAAGGACCCCGAGAAGCCAGAGACAGACGCGCGCAUGCGCAACAUCGUGUUCACCCCACCGUCACCCAGCUAGCCACAGCUAACAGGCCUGGAGGUGGCAGACAAAGUGCUGAUCGAGAGUGUUAUGUAUCCCAGGACAGCGACGGGCAGACUUCAGCGUCCCCGCCCGGUUCGCCUGGCGUCCCCACGCUGGCUCAGCUGAGCAAAGCCAACGCCCCGGUCCACGUUGACGUGGGAGGUCACACGUACACCAGCAGCUUGGAAACCCUCAGAAAGUACCCCGACUCACGCAGGAUCGGGCGACUGUUCGACGGAAGCGAGCCCAUCGUGCUUGAUGGUCUCCGGCAGAACUACUUUAUCGACCGAGACGGUGCCAUGUUCCGCUACAUCCUCAACUUUCUACGUACCUCCAAGCUUCUCCUCCCGGACGACUUCAACGAGUAUGCUUUGCUGUAUGAGGAAGCCUCCUUCUUCCAACUGGCUCCUCUGCAGGAGGAACUUCGGCGCUGGCGCAGCAGGCAGGAAAACGAGAGUGCGCUGCCGUGGGAGUGCGUAGUGGUUCACGUGGCUCAAGACCCGCGCGAGAGGAUCGAUGUGAGCGGUCACCGAACCACCCUGGAGGAGGUCUUCCCGGAAGUCAGAGCGUUAGCAUGCGAGUCUGGAAACGACAGACCAGAGAACAACGACUCACACAUCCGUCGCUUCCCUCUCGACGACCACUGCAGUCUCACCUCUGUCCAGGUGCUGGAGCGCUUCCAACAAAGAGGAUUCCGGGUGACCAGUUCGUGCGGCAGUGCCGAAGCCUCCUCAUGCUUCAACCAGUACCUGUUAGGCCGGGCGAGCGGCCGGCACCCUAUCGCAUGCAUCAAACGCGAAGAGCUGUAAGACUGCUUCUGUCAACCCUGGAAUGACUAUGAUGUCAUGUGACAGGAAGCCCAGCACAAAA